AUGUUGAUUUUCUUCAAACAGGCAUCAUUCUGUGCUCUUCCCUCUCGUGAUCUGCUUGUGGUGACUUCUCAGAAAGGUAUCCAGAUGUAUGAAUCUGAUGGCUCCAUCAUGGUGUACUGGCAUGCACUGGAUACUCCAGAAACACCUACAGAACAGGCAGUCUUUGCUCGUGGAAUAUCAGCAGUGUCUGAGAAUUAUAUAUGCGUGGGUGUUUCAUCAGGUGCACUUCUAGUGUUUGAUGUUCCCAGUAAAGGCAGUAACAUCACUCUAUCUGAGGUACUGGAGGAGCACAAAGAGCCCAUCACUGAUGUGGCUUCAGAAACCUCUGGAAGCCAGGAAUGCAUAGCUAACCUGGUUUCUGCAGAUGACGAGGGCAACCUGUGUGUGUGGAAGUCUGGGGAGGAAUUUCAGCUUCUCAACAAGAUCCCUGGUUUUGACAUCAGCUGCUCAUCUGUGAAGUUGUGGAAAGGUACGGCGGUUGCAGGUUACGGUUCAGGCCAGAUCCGUCUCUUCGAGGCGGUGACAGGGAUUCUGCAUGCUGAGAUCAACGCUCACGCUCGCUGGAUAUACUCACUGGACAUCGCUCCCUUUUCUGGACUGCUUCUGUCUGCAGCGGAGGAUUCUUAUAUCAGAGUGUGGCACCUGGCUAUGACACCAGAAAGUAACAGCGUGGAGGUUGCUCAUUUGCAUAACGAAUGUGUGACGGACACACAGAUCUGUGGCGCCAAGUUUUGUGACGGCGAUGGUUAUGCUUUUGCAGUGACGGGAUACGACCUGAGUGAGAUUAUACGCUAUGUACAGUCAUAGGUCUCUGCCGUUGUUAAUGCGUAACGUGUACGACUAAACUGUGUAUUUAUUUGG
Molecule: messenger RNA, 861 nt
Organism: Nematolebias whitei (Rio pearlfish)
Lineage: Eukaryota; Metazoa; Chordata; Actinopteri; Cyprinodontiformes; Rivulidae
Gene: wdr54
Product: WD repeat domain 54
Exons: 8
Coding region: 1-807 (268 amino acids)
Biological process (GO): cilium assembly
Cellular component (GO): centriole; ciliary basal body
Molecular function (GO): protein binding
Source: RefSeq, a predicted model, not a curated record